GUCAGCAUCCACAGUUUGAGAUACCUACAACCAUCUUCUUCAAAAAUGAAGUCCUUCAUUCUGUUGACCGCAGUGCUGUGCACGAUCUCGGGAUUGGCAAUGGCUAGGCGCACUCGUCCCUCUGCAACUGGCGAGUGGAGCUGUCCAGCGUGCCCGUACGACUAUACUCCGAUCUGCGGUUCAGACGGUGUCACCUACGCUAACGAUUGUGUCCGGUUCUGUUCGGCUUCACCCUUCGGAUCGGUAGCUGUGGCCUAUUCGGGAGAAUGCAUUGGGGCUCCUGUUGAGACUAUUCCUACCGGCGAGUACAACUGCCCGGCCUGUCCCUACGAUUACACUCCGAUUUGUGGCUCUGAUGGACUUACCUACUCCAACGAUUGCGUCCGAUACUGCUCGGCUUCACCAUUCGGAGCAGUCGCUGUGGCCCAUGCUGGAGAAUGUCCCUAAGUUGUCAAUCGGCUCAUCGCGAUUCUAUUUCAAUCGGAGUUUUUUUUGUCAUUUUUUAUCAGUUGAAAUCUUUGGAGAUCAUUAAUAAAGUUAUAUGAAUGCAUUUGAAAAAA
Uranotaenia lowii is the source of this 560-nucleotide messenger RNA. RefSeq names its product ovomucoid-like. Gene Ontology annotation, molecular function: protein binding. The coding region runs from base 46 to 447 and encodes 133 amino acids. The transcript has a single exon. NCBI's taxonomy places the organism in Eukaryota, Metazoa, Arthropoda, Insecta, Diptera, Culicidae. The record is from RefSeq and is a predicted model, not a curated record.